ACACAGACACCUCCCUUCUUUUUCGGUCUUUCUUGUUCAUCGCCUUCAUCAUCUCCUCUCCAUUCUCAUCAUGAAGACCGUUACUUGUACAGCUCCUGUUAACAUUGCCGUUAUCAAAUACUGGGGAAAACGCGACACGCAGCUCAUUCUGCCUACCAAUGACUCGUUGUCAGUGACUUUAUCGCAGGACAUUCUUCACAGCAAAACCACCAUCUCGGCUGCCAAGGAGUUCGAGAAGGAUCGUCUUUGGCUGAAUGGCAAGGAAGAGGACAUUACCAAGAAUAAGCGCAUGCACAACUGUUUCCGUGAAACCCGUGCACUUCGUAAGCAGAUGGAAGAUGACGCGGCGGCUAAAGGCCAACCUUUGGAACCCUUGUCUACUUACCACGUUCACGUCUGCUCCGAGAACAAUUUCCCUACUGCCGCUGGUCUGGCCUCCAGUGCUUCGGGUUUGGCCGCUCUCGUGUAUACUUUGUCACAGUUGUUCGAGCUUACCAUCAGCGUGUCCGACCUCUCUCGCAUCGCUCGUCAGGGUUCCGGCUCAGCUUGCCGUUCCUUGUUUGGUGGUUUUGUCGCUUGGGAGAUGGGUGACAAGGACGACGGUUCGGAUUCUCGUGCAGUUCAGAUCGCUCCCGAAACCCAUUGGCCCGAGCUGGAAGCUUUGAUCUGCGUUGUGUCCGAUGCCAAAAAGGGUACUUCUUCCACCGAAGGUAUGCAGCAUACUAUUCAAACUAGCCCUCUGAUGAAAGAGCGCGUCAAGAUCGUUCCCGAACGUAUGCAGGCCAUGAAAGACGCUAUCCUUAGCAAGGAUUUCCAAUCGUUUGCCGAAUUGACCAUGCGUGAUUCGAACCAGUUCCACGCUGUCUGUCUCGACACAUAUCCUCCCAUCUUCUACCUCAACGAUACGUCCCGUGCCAUUAUUCGAUUGAUCCAUGAGUACAACUCCAGUUCCCCUGACGGUAAGCUCAAGGCCGCUUACACUUACGACGCCGGUCCAAAUGCCGUGAUCUACGCUCCCAAGGAAAAUAUGCGCGAGAUUAUUCAGCUCAUUGCUCACUAUUUCCCAUCCAACAACGAUAACUAUUUCAACGAUCAUUAUCAAGUUCUGGGAGAACAAUCAAUGAGCGGUGAAUUCAAGCCACAAGGUCAUUCCGCCUUCAACGAAAAUGUCAUUCCUGUCCAUCCUGAAGGCAGUGUCAGCCGCUUAUUGCACACAAAGUGUCACGACGGUCCCCGUGUGCUGGAACAGAGUGAAUCCCUUUUGAACGAUGAAGGUGUUCCCAAGCGUCUCGCGUAAAAAAAAACGUCGAUCAUUGUUCCUGUGUUUCUUUAUUAUUUUAGCAUUGGCAUCUUGUCUCGUUCUUCUUCUGCUAGUGGGUGUCAAGGAAGAAUAGAAAAAGAAAUAAACCUUACUACUAAUACAUUUAUCGCCUUGGGAGCAAGUUGCGUUGAGGUUUCAGGCCGUG
Molecule: messenger RNA, 1466 nt
Organism: Radiomyces spectabilis
Lineage: Eukaryota; Fungi; Mucoromycota; Mucoromycetes; Mucorales; Radiomycetaceae
Product: diphosphomevalonate decarboxylase
Exons: 2
Coding region: 71-1297 (408 amino acids)
Biological process (GO): isoprenoid biosynthetic process; isopentenyl diphosphate biosynthetic process, mevalonate pathway
Cellular component (GO): cytosol
Molecular function (GO): ATP binding; diphosphomevalonate decarboxylase activity
Source: RefSeq, a predicted model, not a curated record